Messenger RNA from Gorilla gorilla gorilla (western lowland gorilla), 11572 nucleotides. It is a transcript of the gene WNK3, whose product is annotated as WNK lysine deficient protein kinase 3. The transcript has 23 exons. The coding region runs from base 848 to 6079 and encodes 1743 amino acids. The record is from RefSeq and is a predicted model, not a curated record. Gene Ontology annotation, molecular function: protein serine/threonine kinase activity; ATP binding. Gene Ontology annotation, biological process: protein phosphorylation. NCBI's taxonomy places the organism in Eukaryota, Metazoa, Chordata, Mammalia, Primates, Hominidae.
GUGGGCAGUGGGGGGCUAGGAAGUAGUGUGUGCUUGGACUUUUCUUCUUCUUCUCUGAGGGGAGAGGGUAGGGCAGCUGAGAGAGAGAGAAAGCGAGAGCGCUUCGGAACACACAGGAGGUGUCGCGCGUGCUUCCUCUAAGAGAUUUUCUCUUUGGAAGGGGGAGAAGCCUUUCUCCUCGACGCGCAUCCCUCUCUCCCGCGGCGCCGAGGGGGGCGGGAGGCGUGCGCGCACUCUAGUUGGCUGGCCACUCGGCACCUCGCUGCGAUAGGGGCGGUUCCGAGUUGGGGCUGCUCCGUUGGCUUUCUCCGCCCCUCCCCCUCUUCUGUUCUCCCCUCCCUUCCCCGCCCCCCUCCGCCCCUCUCUCCUACCCGUCCGAAUUCCCUGGCUGGAGUACGCGUGCGUCUACUCAGCUCCGGGCCGAGCGCGAGCUUGGGCUCGUACCCCGCUCCCCUCUCUCCGCCCGCUCUUUACCUACCGGCCGUAGCUGGCCCGGUGGGCUCGCGGGGAGACGCUCGCGCGCGCAAGCGCACACGACGCGGAGCGGAGCUCGAGACAUCGAGGAGAGGAGUAAGAAGCAUCGGAGGAGGCGAUCGAGGAGGAGGUGGUGUGUGUGUAUGUGUCUGUUCUACGGUGUGGCUCGUCGUGGGGCGAGAGGAGGCUCGAGAGAGGGCGAGGGAGAAGCGAAAAGAGUAAGAGAGUCUUCCUCUGCCAGAGCCUCUAAUCUGGUUGCUAUGGAAAUACAUGACCACGCAAAAGGAAGUCCAUUCUGAUAAUUCUGAUACCUGAGAUGUAACUGGACUGAAGAGUAGAAACAGGAAAAAUUUUAGUGCCAACUUUAAUUACAAUGGCCACUGAUUCAGGGGAUCCAGCCAGCACAGAAGAUUCUGAGAAACCUGAUGGAAUUUCAUUUGAAAACAGAGUUCCCCAGGUCGCUGCAACUUUGACAGUAGAAGCUAGACUAAAGGAGAAAAACACUACCUUCUCUGCUUCUGGGGAAACUGUAGAAAGGAAGAGAUUUUUCCGAAAGAGUGUUGAAAUGACGGAAGAUGACAAAGUUGCCGAAUCAUCCCCCAAAGAUGAGAGAAUUAAGGCUGCAAUGAAUAUUCCAAGAGUAGAUAAGCUUCCUUCAAACGUGCUGAGAGGUGGACAAGAAGUUAAAUAUGAACAGUGUUCAAAGUCAACCUCAGAAAUCUCAAAAGAUUGUUUCAAGGAGAAAAAUGAAAAGGAAGUGGAAGAAGAAGCAGAAAUGAAGGCUGUAGCUACUUCUCCUAGUGGCAGAUUCCUGAAAUUUGACAUAGAACUAGGAAGAGGAGCAUUUAAAACAGUAUAUAAAGGACUGGACACUGAAACAUGGGUUGAGGUUGCUUGGUGUGAGCUGCAGGACCGAAAGUUAACCAAAGCUGAGCAGCAAAGAUUCAAGGAAGAAGCAGAGAUGUUGAAGGGUCUCCAGCACCCCAAUAUAGUUCGAUUUUAUGAUUCCUGGGAAUCUAUAUUAAAAGGAAAGAAAUGUAUUGUAUUAGUGACUGAACUAAUGACAUCUGGGACCUUAAAGACGUACUUAAAACGAUUUAAAGUCAUGAAACCAAAGGUCUUAAGGAGCUGGUGCAGGCAAAUUUUAAAGGGGUUGCAGUUCUUGCACACUAGGACUCCUCCUAUUAUUCACCGGGAUCUGAAGUGUGACAAUAUUUUCAUCACGGGACCCACUGGAUCUGUGAAGAUUGGUGAUCUAGGAUUAGCCACCUUAAUGCGUACCUCAUUUGCUAAGAGUGUCAUUGGAACUCCUGAGUUUAUGGCUCCAGAGAUGUAUGAAGAACACUAUGAUGAAUCCGUAGAUGUUUAUGCUUUUGGAAUGUGUAUGCUGGAAAUGGCCACAUCGGAAUAUCCUUAUUCUGAGUGUCAGAAUGCAGCUCAAAUAUACCGGAAAGUAACUAGUGGCAUAAAACCAGCCAGCUUCAAUAAAGUCACUGAUCCUGAAGUCAAAGAAAUCAUUGAAGGAUGUAUUCGUCAAAACAAAUCUGAAAGGUUGUCUAUCAGGGACCUAUUAAACCAUGCAUUUUUUGCUGAGGAUACAGGACUGAGGGUGGAGUUAGCAGAAGAAGAUGAUUGCUCAAAUUCAUCCCUUGCUUUAAGACUCUGGGUUGAAGACCCUAAAAAAUUGAAAGGCAAACACAAAGACAAUGAAGCUAUUGAAUUUAGUUUCAACUUAGAAACAGAUACACCUGAGGAAGUAGCAUAUGAAAUGGUCAAGUCUGGGUUCUUCCAUGAAAGUGAUUCCAAAGCUGUUGCUAAAUCCAUUAGAGACCGGGUGACACCAAUAAAGAAGACAAGAGAGAAGAAGCCUGCUGGCUGUUUGGAAGAACGCAGGGAUUCUCAGUGCAAGUCUAUGGGGAAUGUAUUCCCUCAGCCCCAGAAUACAACUUUGCCCCCUGCUCCCGCUCAGCAAACUGGGGCUGAAUGUGAAGAAACUGAAGUUGAUCAACAUGUUAGACAACAGCUUCUACAAAGAAAACCACAGCAGCACUGCUCCUCUGUUACAGGUGACAAUUUGUCUGAGGCAGGAGCUGCAUCAGUUAUACAUUCAGAUACUUCAAGUCAGCCCAGUGUAGCCUAUUCCUCAAAUCAAACGAUGGGCUCUCAAAUGGUUUCUAAUAUCCCGCAGGCUGAAGUAAAUGUUCCAGGGCAAAUUUAUUCAUCUCAACAACUAGUAGGACAUUACCAGCAAGUUUCAGGGUUACAGAAGCAGCCAAAGCUGACUCAGCCGCAGAUUUUGCCUUUGGUUCAAGGUCAGUCCACUGUUUUACCUGUACAUGUCCUUGGACCGACAGUUGUUUCACAACCCCAGGUUUCCCCAUUAACUGUUCAGACGGUCCCACAGAUAAAGCCUGUAUCCCAACCAGUUGGAGUUGAACAACAAGCAGCUCUUCUAAAACCAGAUUUAGUUCGAAGCUUGAAUCAAGAUGUGGCAACUACGAAGGAAAACAUCAGUAGCCCUGAUAACCCAAGUGGAAAUGGCAAACAGGAUCGGAUCAAACAGAGAAGAGCUUCCUGUCCCCGACCAGAGAAGGGGACUAAAUUUCAGCUUACCGUCCUUCAGGUAUCAACCUCUGGAGAUAACAUGGUAGAGUGUCAGCUGGAGACACACAACAACAAGAUGGUCACCUUCAAGUUUGAUGUUGAUGGUGAUGUGCCAGAGGAUAUUGCAGACUAUAUGGUUGAAGAUAACUUUGUGCUGGAAAGUGAGAAAGAAAAAUUUGUAGAAGAAUUGAGAGCUAUUGUAGGUCAAGCCCAGGAGAUCCUUCAUGUCCACUUUGCCACAGAAAGAGCCACUGGAGUUGAUUCUAUUACUGUGGACUCCAACAGUAGCCAGACAGGGUCAUCUGAACAAGUACAGAUAAAUUCUACAUCUACUCAAACCAGCAAUGAAUCUGCUCCUCAGUCAUCCCCAGUUGGUCGGUGGCGAUUCUGUAUCAAUCAGACGAUAAGAAACCGUGAGACUCAGUCUCCUCCUUCUCUUCAGCAUUCCAUGUCUGCGGUUCCUGGCCGACAUCCACUUCCUAGUCCAAAAAACACAAGUAAUAAGGAAAUAUCACGGGACACAUUGCUCACUAUAGAAAAUAAUCCAUGCCACCGUGCACUUUUCACCUCCGAAUCAGAACACAAGGAUGUGGUUGAUGGUAAGAUUUCUGAAUGUGCUAGUGUAGAAACCAAGCAGCCGGCUAUACUUUAUCAAGUGGAAGAUAACAGGCAGAUAAUGGCACCAGUUACUAAUAGUUCCAGUUACUCUACUACUUCCGUUCGUGCAGUUCCAGCUGAAUGUGAGGGACUCACCAAACAAGCAAGCAUAUUCAUACCUGUGUAUCCAUGUCACCAAACUGCCAGUCAGGCUGAUGCACUUAUGUCCCAUCCUGGCGAAUCAACUCAGACUUCUGGUAACUCUCUUACAACUCUGGCAUUUGAUCAAAAGCCUCAAACCUUAUCAGUACAGCAGCCAGCUAUGGAUGCAGAGUUUAUUUCUCAAGAAGGAGAAACUACAGUGAACACUGAAGCAAGUUCUCCUAAGACAGUCGUUCCCACUCAGACCCCUGGCCUUGAACCAACUACCCUUCAACCCACUACUGUCCUGGAAUCAGAUGGAGAAAGACCUCCAAAACUGGAGUUUGCAGACAACCGAAUUAAAACUCUGGAUGAAAAAUUAAGAAACUUGCUCUAUCAGGAGCACAGCAUCUCUAGCAUCUAUCCCGAGAGUCAGAAGGAUACCCAAAGCAUAGACUCUCCAUUUUCUUCCUCUGCUGAAGAUACCCUCUCCUGUCCAGUGACAGAAGUCAUAGCCAUCAGUCACUGUGGAAUUAAAGAUAGCCCUGUACAAUCCCCUAAUUUCCAACAGACAGGCUCUAAGCUUCUGUCCAAUGUGGCUGCAAGUCAGCCUGCUAAUAUAUCAGUGUUCAAAAGGGACCUGAAUGUGAUAACUUCUGUACCCAGCGAAUUGUGUUUACAGGAGAUGUCCUCAGAUGCUUCACUUCCAGGGGAUCCAGAGGCCUAUCCUGCUGCUGUGUCAAGCGGUGGAGCCAUUCAUCUGCAGACAGGAGUGGAAACAGAAGAGAUGAGAUCAGCAAUUGCUCCUGAUCCCAUUCCUCUGACACGGGAGUCCACAGCUGAUACUAGGGCUUUGAAUAGAUGUAAAGCGAUGAGUGGAUCAUUUCAGCGGGGUCGGUUCCAGGUGAUUACAAUUCCUCAGCAGCAGUCAGCAAAAAUGACAUCUUUUGGAAUAGAACACAUAUCAGUGUUCAGUGAGACAAACCAUUCUAGUGAAGAAGCCUUUAUUGAAACAGCAAAGUCUCAGUUGGUAGAAAUAGAACCUGCCACACAAAAUCCAAAAACUUCGUUUUCUUCUGAGAAGUUACAAGCUCUUCAGGAAACCUGUAAAGAAAAUAAAGGAGUUCCCAAACAAGGUGACAACUUCUUAUCUUUCAGCGCAGCUUGUGAGACUGAUGUAUCUUCAGUGACCCCAGAAAAGGAAUUUGAAGAAACUUCAGCCACAGGAAGUAGCAUGCAGUCUGGAUCUGAACUGUUGCUUAAAGAGAGAGAGAUAUUGACUGCUGGGAAACAGCCUAGCUCUGAUAGUGAAUUUUCAGCCAGUCUUGCUGGCAGUGGAAAGUCAGUGGCAAAGACUGGUCCAGAGAGUAAUCAGUGCUUACCACACCACGAAGAACAAGCUUAUGCUCAAACACAGAGUUCACUCUUCUAUUCGCCAUCUUCCCCAAUGAGCAGUGAUGAUGAAUCAGAAAUAGAGGAUGAGGACUUGAAGGUGGAGCUUCAAAGAUUACGAGAAAAACACAUUCAGGAGGUGGUAAAUCUUCAAACCCAGCAGAAUAAGGAGCUGCAGGAGCUCUAUGAACGCCUUCGGUCAAUUAAAGAUAGCAAAACCCAAUCUACUGAGAUUCCUUUGCCACCUGCAUCACCACGUCGACCAAGAUCUUUCAAAAGCAAACUUCGAAGCCGCCCCCAGUCCUUGACACAUGUGGACAAUGGCAUAGUUGCUACAGAUCCACUGUGUGUGGAGAGUAAUGCAGCAUCAUGCCAACAGUCUCCAGCCAGUAAAAAAGGGAUGUUCACAGAUGACUUACACAAGCUGGUGGAUGACUGGACAAAGGAAGCAGUAGGAAAUUCUCUUAUUAAGCCAAGUUUAAACCAACUUAAACAAAGUCAACACAAACUAGAGACAGAAAACUGGAAUAAAGUAUCUGAAAAUACUCCGUCUACUAUGGGCUACACAUCAACAUGGAUUUCUUCUCUGUCCCAAAUCCGUGGAGCUGUCCCAACUUCCUUGCCACAAGGACUCUCACUCCCUUCAUUUCCUGGGCCAUUAUCAUCAUAUGGAAUGCCUCACGUUUGUCAGUAUAAUGCUGUGGCGGGGGCGGGGUAUCCAGUACAGUGGGUAGGAAUUUCAGGAACAACACAACAAUCUGUAGUAAUUCCCGCCCAAUCUGGGGGACCAUUCCAGCCAGGGAUGAAUAUGCAGGCAUUUCCAACUUCAUCAGUGCAGAAUCCUGCCACAAUCCCUCCUGGUCCUAAAUGAAUCAGAGUAGAUGGUGAUAAAAAGGGAGGUUUGUUCAGAAUUAUUUUCAGGACACCUAAGAUAUUAAAGUUUCUUCCUCUUGGGUUCUGUCAUAUUUUCCCUCAUUUGAGUUUACUUUAGACUAUAUAUUUUUUGUUCCAGUGUGGUAUUUGAUACAGCUCAUCAUUCUGUAGAAAUGUGCAGUUUGCACAUAGAACACUGUACACAGAAAUGUUUUUUCACUUCAAAUUCUAUCCUCUUUGAUACUUGAUUUUUUAAAAAUAGUGUUCAGAAUGCUUUAAUAAGCUCAGCUUGAGCAUUACCAUUUCCAGGACACUUUCCAUGAAUUGUUGAGAAGCUCCCCAUCCCCCGCCUUUUUUUUUUUUUUACUGCUGCUAUCUGCAGCUGGAUACUUUUCUUUAAAAAUGUUUAAAAAUUAUUUAGAUUGAUUCUCCCCAAAUGUGGAUGAACUGAGACCCUCCAUCAGCCAGAGUCUUAUGGGAUCUUCACUUCACAUGUUUGUCUUAGGUUUACCUUUCACAGAAGGCAGGGUAACUUGCUGCAGGAAACGUUUUGGUGUAUAAAAUUAGAAUCACUUUUUUUUUUUUUUUUUUGAGAUGGAGUCUCUCUCUGUCACCCAGGUUGGAGUGCAGUGGUGUGAUCUUGGCUCACUGCUGCAACCUCCCCCUCCUGGGUUCAAGCGAUUCUCCUGCCUCAGCCUCCUGAGUAGCUGGGACUACAGGCACCAGCCACCAUGCCUGGCUAAUUUUUGUAUUUUUAGUAGAGGAUGGGGUUUCACUAUGUUGGCCAGACUGGUCUCAAACUCCUAACCUUGUGAUCCGCCCUCCUUAGCCCCCCCAAAAAAUUACAAUAAUUUUGUCAACCAAUACAGAACAUGAGCCCUUUUUAAAUGUGAUUUCCCGUCAUCACAGCAGUAGGAUGAAGCCUUGUUUUGGGUGAGACAGAGGGAAAGGGAAAAAACAGAAUUGUAACAGUUCCUUGAUUCUGCAGAUACUGCUGCUGUUUUAUGAUUUCAGUAAUAAUUCAAAGCAGCUGUCUCCUUGUUUCUCACAUGCAUACUACAUUGGUUUUGAGCAUCUGAGAGGCAUUGGUUUGUCUUGCAUUCUUUUGCAAGGCAUAUAUUGCAGCUGAUAUGAAUCUCGUUUGGGGGGAAUCCUUGUAUUCCUAACAAGGGGGAUUAAAGCUACACCUCAAUCCAUUCUUCUGAAGUGAAAUUUACUUGACACAGUAGGUUUCGAGACUUACAUAUGAAACACUGGCUUUACAGGGUUCUCAGAGAUGUGGGGUAUACACUGUCCUGCAGUGAGAUAGUAGACCCUAGAAGGAUACUAUUUAAGUUGUCCUUAGCUCUUUUUAAUUACCAUUUUUAGUUGUUAGAAUUUCUUUUUAGUAUCUAUAGUAUCUUAGAUGAUUUUAGAUCUUAAAUGAGUUUGGCAGCCUCUUUAGAAUCUGAGAGAGAUCACUGUCAAGUUGCACUUUACUGGGUUUUAUCCAGUUUUAGGAGGAGGGGAGGCAAUGUCAAAAUGUACACCUUUGGUUUUUAAGAAGGUUAACUAUAAUAAUGUUAAAGGCUAGUCACAGGGUUACCUAAUGCUCAGUCUGUGAAACCUAAAUAGAAUUCUUAAAAUGUUAUUUACCAACUAAGUAUUCAUGUUCAAAUUACUUACCUUCCACUCUGAAGACUUUAAGGUCAUUUCUAAUACACAUUUACCUAAUUAGGAGUUCUGUCUACUAGUAAACAUUCCAAAUUGCUACCCAACAUUACUGUUAACAGAUUUUCCUCCGUAUUCUUCUAAAAAUUGUACCCCAUGGGCUUGCCAGGUAAUGAGGAAAACUUAAUGGGUGUACUUUUUUUUUUUUUUUGCACAGUCUACUUUGUGACAUUAAGUACCUCUUUUCCAAAAAAAAAAAAAUGUGUUUUAUGUUGCUUACCUGAGGAUCACAUCCAUUAUCAAGAAGAUUCUGUCGCUAUAAUUUGAGGCAUCUAGGGCAGCAUUUUGAGAAUUGCUGUUGAUAAGAUCCACUGUUUCUUUUCAUAGAACAUGAUCUGUUUUGUAUGAGUCUUUCCAAAUGUUAAGUACAGAUUCUUCAAAUUUCUUGUACAGUAUUGGUUUGCAGUUUAAAGUGAUUUUAGGACAUUAGUGUAAUGCAAAUGCUUGCAUUGCACUGUUUUCCGUAUGUAUAAAAACAAUGCUCCUAAAAUCCCUAAUUCUUUAAAACUGCCUGUGUUUCAUUAUAAAAAGUUGGCUUUGUGUAAUUACACUGAGACAUACAACCUAUGAAGUGAAAAUACUGCAGAUUUUAGGACCCCUUCUUCUCUAGUCACAAUCAUUUUAAACAGUGUACCCCAGGAUGAAAAAAGCUCCAUGGCUGACAUGUACAAUUACAUGUAUUAAUGACUGCUCUGCAUCCUAUGUUCUGCCUUUGGCCACCACCUCUAUUCCACAUAUAAUUCAUCAUUCUUGUUUGCCUGCAGACUCUUGCAGUGCCUUGUAAUAUUUACAAUCUUUUCAGGUUUUUGCUGGAAAGAAAAGUAGUCUUCUAAAGUUUGAAGAUGGUGAAUAGUGUACUGCUGUCUCCAUGCUGACUGCAGUAACCGGGUUAUCAUAUAUGUUAUGUAUACAUUAUGUAUAUAUAACGUGUGUACAUUUAAAAAUACAGAAAAAAGUGAGCUUGUGCAGAAAUGGAGAAAACAAUGUUAUUCUUAUCACUGUGGGGUUUUAUUAAAAUUAUUUUUUCCCAUGACUUACAUGUUUGGUUCAGAUUAUAGUCACUUUGACUGUAAAUACUGGCUAGUUUUCUAUCCAGGGCUUUUGCAUUAUUUCAUAAUUUUGCUCAAUCAUAUAAUAGUGCUAUUUUCAUCCUUGUCUGAGGUACUUUUCCUCCCCAGAAAAUAAUUAACUUGAGGUAAAGCUCAGAAAUUCCCUUCUUAACAAAGAGCCUACUAUAUAAAAAGGGCCUUCCUUUCCAAAAAACACACAAACCUGUCCUUUUCAUUUUCCUUCUUGUAGAGGAGAAAAUGGUUGUACUUAACCAUCCUGCUUGUAAAGUUUAUUCAGAGGAUAGUCUGUAUGUCCAGCCACCAUGUUUACUUCUCAAAGUGCAAGUCUGAUGAAUAGUACUGUAUCUCCAUAUGUGGUAAUGUGAGCAUUUCAUCAUGAAGUACCUGCUGCUAUGUCUGUGAAGUUGGGUGUAACAUCAUAAGAAUAUGAAACCAGUAUUGGUGUAAAUCUAAUGAAAAUAACCCUAUGUAUAUUUGUAGCAGUCUUGAAUCUCUAUUUAAGGUAAUUUGCUGUAAUAUAACAAAUAUUCAUUCUGUUUUUCAUCCCUUCCUUGCCAGUUUUAUAUCAAGCAUGAAUUCUAAUGGUUUGACAGCAAAAUUAUCUGUGAAAGUUUAAAAGGCACUUUUCUGCUGUGAUUUUUGGAUUGAGUGUGGAGUGUUAUGUACAGUUUGAUGGGAUAUAUCAUUUUAGAACCCCAGAUUUAAUUCUAGUCCAAUUAAUUUUGUUUAACUACCUCGUUUUCAGUGCUGUUUUGGGUGCACAAGUAAACACUGCCUGUGAAACUUGCUUUUUUGCCUUGAUUCUCAGUAUUCUUUCAGAUUAUAAAUCUGGUCUGCCUCUUCUUCCCAGUGCUAGCCAACAGUUUGAGAUGAGAGGAACCAUCACUCUCAUCUGUGUUUAAGUGGAGAGCCAUGUGCUUCUGUGAAAUAUGCUUUGGGGAUUUGGGGGUGGAGAGCAGAAGAAUAAUUGAAAUUGGUGGCAAUAUAGGAUUUAGGUGUAGGAGUUAGUUAUAAAAUAAACAAAUGGUAAGAAAGUACCUGAAUUAGACAAUCCAGUGCCUAUAACUUUGCAUUUUUUAUUAGAGAUGCAUUUCUCGUCUGUGUGCCUAAAGGGCAAUGGGUUGAAAUUGCUUUAACUACCACAGCGAAAUAUUUGACAAAUCCUUCAGCAAUGGCCUAUCAUUCAACAUAUAUUAGCACAGUGCUAGGUAUUUGCAGUGAUAUUUUGUUACCUUAAAACGGCCAAAUGCAUUUAGUUGAAAUGUAGUUGAUAGUAAGGGUUUUAUAUAACUUUAUCCAAUCUCUAAAGUUUAUGGAAGCAUUGACUUUCUUCUUUGCUGUCUUUUCUGAGUGAUGAAAAUGAUGCAUUCCUUUUUUUUCCUUGAAAACUCAGCAAAUGUUUGUAACCAGAUGUUCCUUGUUUCACAUGUUUACUGUGUAACACUACAGCAUAUUUAAUAUUGGUAAAUAUUGUAUUUCAGUCAUUAUGCGUAAGUACAUUCCUGAGGUAUAUUUGCCAUCAUUUUGGGAUUCAGUUAUUUUAUCUUCUGUUUGGGUCAGAAAAACUUGAACUAUUUGAGGUGGUAUGCAGGCCAUUUUCUAGAAGAUUGUUUUUUGAAUCUGUAGUUUAUCAAGGACUUGUUCCCCCCCUCCCUUUGUUUAGAAGAGGAAUCAGAAAAGGGGGGUGGUGUGUAGAAAAGGCCUUUGAUUUGAUAGGUGUAAUUUUUAAGAUUGAAAUUUAAAAAAUGCAGAUCGUAAGAUAGUAACACUCAAACUUGAUAAAAUCCUUUGAAUUGAAAUUAGUAUGAAAUUUUUAUGGAACCAAAUGCCUUCAGGUCACCCUGGAAAUAGUCUUUGUAUGUGAAAGAUCAACACAAACAUUGGUCAGGAACCCUGACAGCCAAUAUAUGAAGGAGCCUGGGAUAGUAACUAGGUUACACUAAAGUUAUUUUCAACUAAGAUAGCUAGACGAGUGUACAAACCAAUAGCUCCUAUUCUGGAAGGUUUUCUUUUUAUUAAAAAAAAUUCAAACAAGGUUAAAAGUCAAGCAAGAAGGGAAGAGAGAAACUGGGUUCUGAGAAAAAAAUGUGCCAGUAUAAAAUAAACUCCUAAAUGCGUGCUUGUCAUCCUCUAGUUUUUUUUUAAGUUGAAUUUCUUUUCCACUGUAACUUAAGAUUUGAGAUUGAGGUUUGCGGUCCAGAACAUACCCUCAGCAGAUACAGUGACUAACUGGAAAGUGCAGUUGUUCAAGGUCUGUCAUGCUCAAUCACCUAAAGCUAUAAUUUGUUUGAUAUAUUAAGCAUGUAGACCUAGUGCAGCAUGGGAGCCACUCAGGAAGUUUAUGCAAUUAAUAAACUUUCAGCAUAAUUUACUAUGAAGUAUGCAGAAUUUCACCCUCUUCUCCACACUUAACAUUUAGUUGUAUAUGUGAACUCUCCUUUCUUAAUUGGGGAAUGUAGCAUUAUAUAGAAUGUUGUUAAAGUUAAUUUUAAUCCUUUUUGACAUUAACCUUUUUUUUUGGUAAACCAAGUGAUCUGCCUUUCAGCAACUGUCUUAUUUUGGUUCUUUGAAACUGUGAUUUUUAUUUCAUUUGUACCCAACCAUUGUAAGUAUUUUGUUUUGUUUCCUGGAAAUUCUGUUUUGAAACAGAAAAUAAAGGCUGUGUUAAAUGAGUAUGUUAUCUUAUUAAAAUGCUGCCAUAGUCACUGCAA